AUGGCAGAUCUUGUUAAUUAUGGGAAUCCUGAGCGUGACAUUGAACAAGCACUAGUUACUUUGAAAAAAGGCACUCAAUUAAUCAAGUACAGCAGGAAAGGGAAACCCAAGUUUCGUGCAUUCAGACUUUCUCCGGAUGAAACGACAUUGAUCUGGUUCUCGCAUGGACAAGAAAAGAAUCUGAAAUUGUCUUCUGUAUUGAGAAUCAUCCCUGGACAGAGAACUGCUGUGUUUAGAAGAUACUUGCGCCCUGAAAAGGAUUACUUGUCAUUUUCACUUCUAUAUAACAACGGUGAAAGAUCUCUCGAUCUGAUUUGCAAGGACAAAUUUGAGGCAGAGGUGUGGCUUGCAGGCCUCAAGGCAUUGAUUGGAAAAAGUCAUAACAGGCGUACAAGAAGCAAUAUUUCAGAUCUAACUGAUGGUGGGGAGCUAUAUCAAAAUGGCCGUCCUUUUGGUGCAACUCUAGAGUUCACCUCAAGUCUUGCCCGUGGCAGGGUGUCCAUUGAUUUAGGUUCUCGUGACACUCCUUCGAAUCCGAGAAGCUCAGAUGUGUCAGAACGUUCAAGUAUGCAACUAAGAGGAAGUACUGGAGGAGAUGGUUUCCGAAUUAGUGUUUCAAGCACUCCUAGCUGUUCGAGUGCUGGAUCCGGUCCAGAUGACAUAGAAUCAUUGGGUGAUGUUUAUGUAUGGGGAGAAAUCUGGAGCGAUGUUUUUCCUGAUGGGUCUGUGAGCUCAGUUCCUACGAAGAAUGAUGUGCUUACUCCUAAACCCUUGGAAUCAAACGUAGUUCUUGAUGUUCAUCAAAUUGCUUGUGGUGUGCGCCAUGUUGCUCUUGUAACAAGGCAAGGUGAGGUUUUCACCUGGGGAGAGGAAUCUGGGGGGAGACUUGGUCAUGGAAUUGAACAUCACUUUACUCGUCCUAAACUCGUCGAGUCUUUGGCAGUCACUAACAUUGAUUAUGUUGCAUGUGGCGAGUAUCAUACAUGUGCUGUCUCUACAUCUGGUGACUUAUUUAGCUGGGGUGAUGGUACCAAUAAUGCUGGACUUCUUGGUCAUGGGACUGAUGUUAGCCAUUGGUUACCAAAAAGAGUUUCAGGUCCUUUAGAAGGACUUCAGGUUUUAUCUAUCGCAUGUGGAACGUGGCAUUCAGCCUUGGCAACUUCAAACGGAAAAUUAUUUACAUUUGGCGAUGGAACAUUCGGUGCAUUGGGCCAUGGAGAUCGAGAAAGCGUUUCGAUUCCCAAAGAAGUUCAGUCGUUAAGCGGACUAAAGACCAUAAAAGUUGCAUGUGGUGUAUGGCAUACUGCAGCUAUAGUAGAGGUAAUGAGCCAAUCUGGUUCAAACAUUUCAUCUAGAAAGCUGUUCACCUGGGGUGAUGGUGAUAAGCAUCGUUUGGGCCAUGGAAACAAGGAUACUUAUCUCCUUCCCACCUGCGUAUCUUCCCUUAUUGACUACAACUUCCAACAGUUAGCAUGUGGACAUACAAUGACAGUUGCCCUCACUACCUCAGGUCACGUGUUUACCAUGGGUGGCACUGCAUAUGGUCAGCUAGGCAAUGCAAGCUCUAAUGGAAAGAACCCUUGCUUAGUACAAGAUAGGUUGGUUGGUGAAUUCGUUGAAGAAAUUUCUUGUGGGGCAUAUCACAUUGCUGUCUUGACAUCAAGAAGUGAAGUAUUCACUUGGGGGAGAGGUUCCAAUGGACAGUUGGGACAUGGAGACACAGAAGAUAGGAAAAUUCCAACGAUGGUUGAAGCACUGAAAGAGAGGCAUGUCAAGAACGUAUCAUGUGGCUCAAAUUUUACUUCCAGUAUAUGCAUCCACAAGUGGGUUUCUGGAGCUGACCAAUCAGUUUGCUCUGGUUGUCGACAAGCGUUUGGUUUUACUAGAAAGAGGCACAAUUGUUACAAUUGUGGGUUGGUGCAUUGCCAUAAUUGCAGUUCCAAAAAAGCAUUGAAGGCAGCAUUAGCUCCAACUCCAGGCAAACCACACCGUGUGUGUGAUUCUUGCUAUGCAAAACUUAAAGCUGCUGAGUCUGGUAAUACUUCUACGAUUAAUAGGAAAACUACUGCUCCACGCCGCUCCAUGGACAUAAGGGAAAAAAUGGAUAGAGGAGAGCCCAGGUUCUCAAGAAUUUUACUGUCUCCCACCACAGAACCUAUGAAAUAUCUUGAGAUCAAGUCAGGAAAGCCAGGGGCACAAUCUGAGUCUGCUUCUAUAGUCCGAAUUUCACAAGCUCCGUCACUUUUACCACUAAAAGAAAUUGCAUUUCCAGGUUCACUAAGUGCUCUUCAAAAUGCACGGAAGCCUAAUGUUCCUUCAAUGCCUCACCCGACUGCUAUCUCAUCUCAGCCCGCUGCCAACUCAAGACCUUCUUCACCAUACUCGAGAAGACCAAGUCCUCCACGCUCUGCCUCUCCUGGAUUCUCUAGGGGUGUUAUUGAGAGCCUCAAGAAAACAAAUGAGAUUUUCAAACAAGACAUGACAAAAAUGCAAAACCAAAUUAAAACUUUGAAGCAAACGUGUGAUAACCAAGAACUGGAGAUACAUAAUCUAGAAAACCGUGCCAAAGAAGCUGCAAAAUUGGCUGCAGCAGAAUCUUCCAAGUCUAGCGCAGCCAUUGAAUUCGCCAAAUCCAUUAAAAAAGAGUUGACGGAGAUGAUGCAGCAGUUGCCUCGUGAGGCUCAUGAAAGUGACACCUUGAAAGCCAUUGAUUCUAAAAUAGAAGAUUUUCUAGAAAAAAAUAGAGCAUCUGAAAGUUCUUCCUUGACAGAAAGCUUAGGGUCUGACCACCAAAAUGCAUCAGAAUCAAGUCCUUUGACCAAUGACUCCUCAAACUUUCUGGAGCAAACGAUGGAAGACCAAACACAUAGCGUGAGAGCUACUGAGUUGUCCCAUAAUAAUGAAAGUGUCCCCGGGGAAAGCAGCAGAUCAUCUGUUUCUCAUACGGCAGAGGCUGUACUUGGAGAAAGCUUGGACAACGAGCCCAGAAAACCUACAGCUUCAGCAACGAGAGAUAAAGCACAAACAGAAAUUAUUGAACAGUUUGAACCUGGGGUUUAUGUGACUGUCAUUCUACAUCCCAAUGGCGUAAAGAUCUUCAAGCGAGUCAGAUUCAGUAAAAGAAGGUUUCAGGAGCAGCAAGCAGAAAUAUGGUGGAAGGAAAACAAGGAUAGACUGCUUAAGAAAUACAGUCCGCCAACAAUAAAUGUCAGUCUGGCUGAAGGACCAUCUACCCCGGUUGGAUCAUCUUCUUCUCCAGCUCAUACUGAGGAAAGUGAGGCAGGACCAACAACAGAAACAUAG
This is a messenger RNA of Dovyalis caffra, 3303 nucleotides long. NCBI's taxonomy places the organism in Eukaryota, Viridiplantae, Streptophyta, Magnoliopsida, Malpighiales, Salicaceae. The record is from the annotation of a GenBank genome assembly.